Neocloeon triangulifer is the source of this 1693-nucleotide messenger RNA. RefSeq names its product fructose-bisphosphate aldolase (gene Ald1). Bases 177 to 1271 code for a protein of 364 amino acids. Gene Ontology annotation, molecular function: fructose-bisphosphate aldolase activity. The transcript has 8 exons. Gene Ontology annotation, biological process: fructose 1,6-bisphosphate metabolic process; glycolytic process. Lineage: Eukaryota; Metazoa; Arthropoda; Insecta; Ephemeroptera; Baetidae. Gene Ontology annotation, cellular component: cytosol. The record is from RefSeq and is a predicted model, not a curated record.
CCCUUUGCUGAUUGUUGACGAUUGGAUCGCUAGAGGGCUGCGUGUCGUGUUCUUCACUGGCUCGACCUCUUCGCCCUUGACAAAGGUCACUUCAGAUCUCUCGUCCUUACCGGCAGCCGGACGCCCAGUUCAGUGAGCCGCUCUCUUCGUCUUCGGCAGACUUAAAAGCAAACAAAAUGACGACCUAUUUCAACUACCCUCCGCCUGAGCUGCAGGCCGAGCUGCGGGACAUUGCGAACCGCAUUGUGGCCCCGGGCAAGGGUAUUCUGGCCGCUGAUGAGUCCACGGCCACCAUUGGCAAGCGAUUCACCGACAUCGGCGCAGAGAACAACGAGGAGAACAGGAGGCAGUACCGCCAGCUGUUGUUCACUGCGGACAACGCUGUCACUGAAAACAUCAGCGGCGUGAUCUUGUUCCACGAGACCCUGUACCAGAAGGAUGACAACGGCACCCCUUUUGUUGAGAUCCUGAAGAAGAAGGGAAUCAUCCCCGGAAUCAAGGUCGACAAGGGUGUCGUUGACCUGAUGGGCAGCGAAGGUGAGUGCACCACUCAGGGCCUUGACGAUCUUGGCGCCCGCUGUGCCCAGUACAAGAAGGACGGCUGCGACUUUGCCAAGUGGAGGUGCGUCCUCAAGAUCGGCACCAACACCCCUUCUUACCAGGCAAUCCUUGAGAAUGCCAAUGUUCUGGCCCGCUACGCCUCAAUCUGCCAGGCCAACCGCAUCGUUCCCAUUGUCGAACCUGAGGUCCUGCCCGAUGGAACUCACGACCUGGACCGCGCCCAGAAGGUGACCGAGACUGUUCUGGCCGCCGUGUACAAGGCGCUGAAUGACCAUCACGUCUACCUCGAGGGCACUCUCCUGAAGCCCAACAUGGUGACCCCUGGCCAGUCCUGCGCCAACAAGGCCCCUGCCCAGGAGAUUGCCAGGGCCACUGUUCAGGCCCUCCAGCGCACUGUGCCCGCUGCCGUUCCCGGAGUCACCUUCCUCUCUGGUGGCCAGUCCGAGGAGGAGGCUUCCGUGAACCUGGACGCCAUCAACAAGUAUGAGGGCAAGAAGCCCUGGGCCCUCACCUUCAGUUACGGCAGAGCCCUUCAGGCCUCUGUGCUCCGUGCUUGGGGAGGCAAGAAGGAGAACAUCAAGGCUGCCCAGGACGAGCUGAUCAAGCGCGCCAAGGCUAACGGACUGGCCUGCCAGGGCAAGUACAAGGCAGGCAUGUUCGAGAGCGCUGCCGCUGCCAAAUCCAACUUCGUCAAGGCCCACGCCUACUAAUUCCCCCAAACAUUCCUUCCUCAAUGCUUUUUGCAUGGCUAACGGUGAUGCUUCCCUUGGAAAGUAUCAGGCUGGUGCCGUCACAGGCGCUGCUGCCGAUGUUGGUCUCUUCAUCAAGGACCAUGCUUAUUAAACAACUACCCUCUGAGAAUUGUUUGCUCGUUAAUUGAAUAUUAUUGCCGUGCCAUCAAAUGUCACCAUACUGUUAGCACAAGGAUCUUAUUGCUGUUGUUUUUAUCCACUUGCGUUAAGUCUUCAAAGUUUUAACUAUUCAGUUCCAAUUUGUUAAUUCUGAUUUAAAAAGUCAGUGUUGGUGCAGUAGCAAUACUUCUUGUUGCAAAGAUAAAAAGAAAUAUAUAGAAGAGCUCUCAUAAUUGCAUUUCAAAUUUACCGGCAGUUCAAUAAAACAUACUCGCCUGGAA